CUGGUACUCAGAUGGCCACUCAUGGUGGCCUCCAUACAAAGACUUGGACCGGUUACUAAAGAGCGUCAGGUUGAUGGGGGCACCACAGCCAGAUAAGGGUUGGACCAAGCAUCAGGCCAGAAUUCUACAUGAGUCGGCAUCAUUUGACAACAUUUCCAAAAAAUGGAAAAGGGCAUGCUACACUUCUGACAUCUCAGAAUCUGAAAAUUCUAUAAAAAGAAUUCACAAAAAGAAAACAUUCUCAUCAGAUGAUGAGCUUCAUGAAACCCCCAACAAAAAAGUUAAAAUGAAUAGAGACAAAAAUCCACCUACACCAAAAAUCCAGCCCGCACCAAAGUCCCGCCUGCACCAAAACCUCCAGCACCUCUAAAAUACAUCAAGACAAAAGGUCCUGUUGUACGACCUCUGCUUACAACAAGCAAAGCAGUGAACUCUUUCAGCAAUUCAUUUGUUAAUCACCACCAAAGGGCCAUGGAGAAGCCAGAGCAGGCCCGUUUUGAGACUUUCCCCAGCUGUCAAGUUCCAUCAUUGUCAGCUCCAGAUGUUCCCAUGAGCUUCUCCCAGGCAGAUGAGCCACAAGAUCAUUGGGGUGAACACUCACCUGACAUUCAAGACCGCCAGCUGGAAACUUGGGAAGAACACCCAUCUAUCACUCAAGAGAACAAAUUCUAUGCCUUAAGACUCUCUCAAGACCAAAGACUAUCAACCACACAACAAGGAAGAAUGCAAACUGUUCCAGUGAGCUUGUCCAAUGAAAAUGAGCAAGAAGAUGCUUGGGGUGAACACCCAUCUAACUUUCAAGAGAACACAAUCUCUGAACAAAGAUCCUCAAGUACUCACCAGCCAAGAACAAAUAGUGCUUCUGGUGUGAGACGAUGGAGCUGCAUCACUAAUCAAUGUACACCUGUUGAGAGGACAAUUCUGGAGGCACUUAAUGAACUGGACAUGAAGAUCAAUCAUCUGACUUCAGUGGUCCAGUCCCUUGCAGCAAACAACCGUUCCAGUGCUCCAGUGGUGGACAGCGAGGAUGAUGUCUUCCCUCUCACAACCAUGGAGGAACUAGACAAACUGGAAAGAAAAUUAUCAGAGAAAGCAAUGAUGCAAAAGAUGGUGAACAGGUUAUCCAUCAGUGGAGGACACACACUGAAGAAAACAAUAUGGAGAAUAUGCUCCAAGGUGUUUGGUCCUGUAGCCAAACAACUAAACUGGUGUGGUAGGGGAGAAAAGCGAGGGAUCAGGAAAACAAACAUAGGAGCACUCCUAAUAGGAGCAGCUAUGAAGAAUCCCGUGCUUCCGUCGCCAACUGAAGCAGAGGCUGAAAAACACAUUAAGGAUUAUCUCCGCUUGGCCCCAGGGAGAAUGCCUUGUUAGUCAACUUGAUUUUUUGUUGUUUGUUUGGUUGGUUCAGGAUUAAAAUAAUAAUAAUAAUAAUAAUAACAUAAACGACUGCUUAUUUUCAUUCACUGUUAAUAAAAGGAUACAAAUCAUUCAACAG
Molecule: messenger RNA, 1495 nt
Organism: Carassius auratus (goldfish)
Lineage: Eukaryota; Metazoa; Chordata; Actinopteri; Cypriniformes; Cyprinidae
Exons: 14
Coding region: 472-1371 (299 amino acids)
Source: RefSeq, a predicted model, not a curated record